Colius striatus (speckled mousebird) is the source of this 7323-nucleotide messenger RNA. It is a transcript of the gene SECISBP2L, whose product is annotated as SECIS binding protein 2 like. The coding region runs from base 179 to 3463 and encodes 1094 amino acids. Gene Ontology annotation, molecular function: ribonucleoprotein complex binding; selenocysteine insertion sequence binding; mRNA 3'-UTR binding. Gene Ontology annotation, cellular component: ribonucleoprotein complex. The transcript is spliced from 18 exons. NCBI's taxonomy places the organism in Eukaryota, Metazoa, Chordata, Aves, Coliiformes, Coliidae. Gene Ontology annotation, biological process: selenocysteine incorporation. The record is from RefSeq and is a predicted model, not a curated record.
UCCCCUCCCCGCCCCCGACCGUGGCGUAGCCGCGCUCGGUUUCCGUGAUAGCUGCAAGCGGGGCCCGCGGCGCGCUGGGUGUGUGCGGGAGCCUGGCGGGAGAAGCGAGCGCUAUGGACGCGACAGCUCGGACUCUCCGUCGUCCUUAUUAGGGCCGCCGCCCAGCCCAGCUGGAGCCAUGGACAAAGCCGACAAGAAUGUCAAGCUGUCAGCUGAAGUAGAACCAUUUAUUCCUCAGAAGAAGGGUCCAGAAACACUAAUGAUCCCAAUGGCACUUCCUAAUGACAGUGGAGGAAUGAAUGGCAUGGAACCAUCUCCUAUCCCUAGCUACCUGAUCACUUGCUAUCCAUUUGUACAGGAAAACCAAUCCAACAGACAGUUUCCAUUAUACAACAAUGACAUCAGAUGGCAGCAACCCAACCCCAACCCUGCAGGACCAUACCUCGCUUAUCCUAUAAUAUCUACGCAGCCACCUGUUUCUACAGAAUAUACAUAUUAUCAGCUGAUGCCAGCACCAUGUGCUCAGGUCAUGGGUUUCUAUCAUCCUUUCCCUGCCCCCUAUUCUGCACCCUUCCAAGCAGCCAAUGCAAAUGUUACUACAGAAUGCACUGAGCGUCCCAACCCAUCGGGUCAGGUCUUUCCAUUAUCCAGUCAGCGGAGCAGAAGCAGUAACAGGGGACCAGUCAUACAAAAACAACAGCAAUUACAGACGCACAUAAAAAAUAAACGUCCUCCAGUGAAAAAUGUUGCUACUCAAAAGGAGACUAGUUCAUCAGGUCCUGAGAACAGAUCAAAGAUUGUUUUGUUGGUUGAUGCGUCACAGCAAACAGACUUUCCUUCAGAUAUAGCUAAUAAAUCCCUUUCUGAGAGCACCCCUGCAAUGCUUUGGAAAUCCAAAGGCAGGCGCAGAAGAACCUCUCACCCUGCUGCAGAGUCCUCUAGUGAACAGGGUGCCAGUGAGGCAGACAUUGACAGUGACAGUGGCUAUUGUAGCCCCAAGCAUGGCAAUAACCAAGCUGCAGCUAUGACUUCAAGAAAUACAGAUUCUUGUGCAAUUAAUGUUGUGGAACCAUCCGUAAAUACAACUGGUGUGAGUUGGACUAAUGUAAAUUCCCAGGCAACUCAAAAAAAACCUUGGAUUGAAAAAACUCAGACUUUUUCUAGAGGUGGAAGACAAGCUGAGCAAAGAAAUAGUUCACAGUCUGGUUUCAGAUGCAGAGACCACAGCACAUCUUCAGAAAGAAGGCAGAAUUUGCAGAAACGACAUGAAAAACCUCUAACUACAAGCCAGUCAAGCAGAGCAGAACAGAGUCCCGAACCUCUCUAUUUUGAGGAUGAAGAUGAAUUUCCAGAACUAAAUAGUGACAAUGGCAGCAGCAAAAGUAAUAACAUCCAGCAAAAGAUUUCACCCAAAGUGUUGGAGGACUUACCAGAGAAUUCUCCAAUCAAUAUAGUCCAAACUCCAAUUCCCAUUACAACCUCUGUACCAAAGCGUGCAAAAAGUCAGAAGAAGAAGGCCUUGGCAGCAGCACUUGCAACAGCUCAAGAGUAUUCAGAGAUCAGCAUGGAACAGAAAAAACUUCAAGAGGCUUUAUCAAAAGCAGCUGGAAAGAAGAGUAAGACCCCUGUACAGUUAGAUUUGGGUGACAUGUUAGCAGCUCUUGAAAAGCAGCAGCAGGCAAUGAAAGCUCGUCAGAUCACUAACACCAGGCCUCUCUCAUACACAGUUGGCAGUGCUGCUCCCUUUCAUACCAAAGAAUCCGCCAACAGAAAGUCCUUAACAAAGGGACAGCCAUCUAUGGGUUGCCUUAAUCCUUUGGAUUCGACUGCCCCGAAAGUGAAAAGAGGAAAAGAAAGAGAGAUUGCAAAACUGAAACGCCCUACAGCACUUAAGAAGAUUAUUUUGAAAGAGAGAGAAGAGAAGAAAGGUCGUUUAUCAGCUGACCAUAGCCUUCUGCCAUCUGAUGAACAGAAAGAGGUUCAUAUAAACUUGAGUGCUGAUCAGUCUCAGGAGCUGGCCUCUCAAGAAGAAACUGGCCUAAGUAUGCCUAGUGAUACUUCACUCUCGCCAGCAAGUCAGAAUUCUCCCUACUGCAUGACCCCAGUGUCACAAGGUUCACCUGCUAGCUCUGGAAUAGGCAGUCCAAUGGCAUCUUCUGCAAUAACCAAAAUUCACAGCAAGAGAUUCAGAGAAUACUGUAACCAAGUUUUAAGUAAAGAAAUAGAUGAGUGUGUGACUCUUCUAUUGCAAGAGCUUGUCAGCUUCCAGGAACGGAUUUAUCAAAAGGAUCCCAUGAGAGCUAAAGCGAGGAGAAGACUUGUUAUGGGAUUGCGUGAGGUUACUAAGCAUAUGAAACUGAACAAGAUCAAGUGUGUAAUUAUAUCUCCCAAUUGUGAAAAAAUCCAGUCAAAAGGUGGACUAGAUGAGGCUCUCUAUAACGUAAUAGCCAUGGCACGAGAACAAGAAAUUCCUUUUGUCUUUGCACUUGGCCGCAAAGCUCUUGGCCGCUGUGUGAACAAGCUGGUUCCUGUUAGUGUAGUGGGUAUCUUCAACUACUCAGGUGCUGAGGACCUAUUUAAUAAACUGGUAUCACUGACUGAAGAGGCCAGAAAAGCAUACAGAGAUAUGGUUGCUGCAAUGGAACAGGAGCAAGCAGAAGAAGCCCUGAAGAAUGUCAAGAAGGCACCCCAUCAUAUGGGUCAUUCUCGUAACCCCUCUGCUGCAAGUGCUAUCUCAUUCUGCAGUGUUAUUUCUGAACCAAUAUCUGAAGUGAAUGAGAAGGAAUAUGAAACAAACUGGAGAAAUAUGGUGGAGACAUCAGAUGGGCUAGAAACCUCUGAAAAUGAGAGAGAAUCCUCAUGUAAGACUGCGGGACCAGAAAAAGCUGGUAAUGGUCAAACAGAAAAAGCCACUCUUAAUAAACAACCACCUCUGGCUACAACUGGCACUACCUCAGCAACAAGUCAUGGAAAAUCCACACCAGGUGACAAAGAUGAGGCGAAACCAGAUGACAAUCUGGAAUGGGCCUCCCAGCAGAGUACGGAAACAGGUUCACUGGAUGGCAGCUGCCGAGAUCUUUUGAAUUCCUCCAUGACCAGUACCACCAGUACUCUUGUACCAGGAAUGCUAGAAGAAGAGGAAGAGGAGGAGGAAGAUGAUGAUGAGGACUAUGCCCAUGAGCCAAUUUCUGUAGAGGUUCAGCUUAACAGCAGAAUUGAAUCUUGGGUUUCAGAGACACAGAGAACUAUGGAGACUCUUCAGCUUGGGAAGACCCUUAGUGGUGCCGAAGAAGACAAUGCAGAACAAAGUGAAGAGGAAGAAAUAGAGACUUCUGAGCAGGCUGAUCCAGUUGCUGAUGGUGAGGAAUGGACAAAUGAUAAGCAAGCAAGUAACCCUCAACAUAAACCCACCAUCUGCAGUUCUUUGAAUAAAGAACACACAGAUUCCAUCUAUAUGCCGUAAAAAUAAGCAGGAACUCAGGAACUUUUUAGGAAUUAUAUUAAAACUAACUGUUGUAAAGGUUGCAGCCAUUAUUUCAUAUGCUUCAUCUCAACAUUUUGCACUGUUAAACAUUUAAUACGUGUAUUUAAUUCACAACACUAUUUUUGUAGCUGUCUGUUACUGGUUUGAUUUAAAAACUAGCUUAGCUUUUAAUCAGUAUCCAUUUUUCAGAAUAGAGACCAUGUGGAGAAUUUGUCAGUAAGUAUUUGAUCCUUUGUAAAAGGAAACAUCUUGUAACUGACCAGUUUUAAGCAAAGUUCUUCAAAGAUGUGACUUUUUAUCUUGUUUUCCAUCAGAUAAUCUGUGUUAACACUGACGAGUUACCAGUGCUUUACAUUGGUGUUACAGUCUUAGGCAUGUCAGUGUAUUUGGCCAUGAUCUUCUAGUUCUAUCUAGAAAUAAAAGUAAUAUUUUGAUUCUAUUUAAAGCAAAGCUAGAAAACCCCAUUUGCAGUCUUAAUGAAAGGUAAAUAGAGAAAUCUGUGCUUGAUUCUUAUGCUGAUAGACACAGCUUUUUAGUUGUCUUGGUGAAUGCAUUGUUAAAAAGCUGCUGAUAGUUGGGAUGGUUACAAAAAGCUAUAACAACUUUGAUUCCAGCAAGACUUUAAACGAGAGGGAUUUAAUAUAUUUGGAUUUGAUUUGUUUUACAAGGUGGAAAUAUUGCAUAAGAACGAAAAAACAGGGAAGAAAAUGAAAAUUCCCCAUGCUCUCCACAGAUGCUGGAUGCCAAACCACACUAAGUGAAUCACUAACCAUAAUCCCUAUCCAGGGCUUUUAGUAAACUGAUGACUUCCUCUUUCUCCUGUCACUUACCUCAGGAAUGCUCUUUUGCUUAGGGUAACCUACAUAACAUCACACAAAGCAAGAAUAAUCCUUUAAAGGCAAGUGUGACUGAUAACGGUGGCUCUACAUGCUCAUCUGCUUGCUUUGACCCUGGUCACCCUCAUGUUGAGUUCAGGCUAUAUCUUAAGGAUCCUUACUCAACCUGUGACCUUUGUUCUCACAGUUGUAGCAGCUUUAGAAGUUGACCUCUAGAGUAGAAAAUGAAGUAGUUACUCCAUGAGAGGAGAAAGUGCCCUGUAGUAUAGGGAGGUAUUUCUGUGGGUUGGAGGUAAAACGAACAUAGGCCCUCCUUGAAGUGUACAUGUUGCUUGAGAAUUGUUCCAUGAUUUGUUCUGAAAUACUGAAGCAAAAUCCAUUAACUGAUGAAUUCAUUUCAGAUUGAAGAUGGAGUAUGUGUCUAAACCUUGCCAGUAAGGAGUCUCUUUUCCAUCUUUGUCUUAUUUUGGCAAGGGGUGUACUGAAACUGCCAGCUGCAGGAGCUUCACUGCAAGAGUAGCCAAAGAGUAACUCGCAAAAAUAACACUUAUAGCAAACACAUUUCUUUUAAUUCCACUUCAUUUUUUUUCUUGAUCACUUACUGAAACACAUCAAAAUCCUCUGGGCAAGUUGAAAACCACAAGACAUGGAUAACUUGUUAGGUGUUUAGCCCACACUUAGUAAUAUGGGACCAAGGCUUUAUAGUACUAGGGAUGCUGGCAUUGUAAGUUGCACUGGGAAAAAUAAGGACUCGAGGUUUAGAAGACUUCUACCCCUGGGCUUUUUGGAUGCUAAUGAGAAUAAUAGAAACUGUGUAUUUUGUAAAUAAUGCUUUGGUAGGUAUAGGCAUAGCAAGUGCAACGUAGAUAAGCAGUGUAGAGAGCUGCUCGGACAACUGGCUGUUCUGUCACGUUCUUAGUUCCUUAAUGUAAUCUUCCUAGGUGUUAGAACAGGCGUUUUAUAGAAACACAAAGACUAAGGAAUGAUGCCUCCUGAAUGUUAAACCUAGUUUACUGUACAUAUGGCAGACUUGUACUGUCUGUUUUGCAAGAGUUUUUGCUUUAGGAAAUGAUAGGUGUUUGAACUGCUGACAAGCAAAACUUGCCCUUGGAUGUGUACGCACGUGUCUCGCUGCCAGCUGAGAGCCGUGUAUACACUGAGGGCGAAACUUCACCAGAACAUCAGGAAACUGAGGUGUUUGUAAUUUUUCCUGUUACUUUUUCAGUGCCAGUGAUUCAAAUAACUUUUGAUCUUGAAGUAUUAACAUCAAAGGCGCAUCUUUUUAUAUGUCUUUUCUGAACUUGGACUGUCAUUUUAAAGUUUUCUGACAUUUAUAUCAGAGAAGUCUUGUAAUAUUCAGCCCACUAUUUAACUGCAGUUUUGCUACAGGUUUAAUAGAGUUCUUGAAGGUGAUAUAGCACUUAUCUCUCAAUUUGCCAGCAAAUAAGGAACUAGUCCCUCUUUAAAAUGUGGCAGAUCACCCUUAGAGGAGCAAACUGAAACUGAGUAAAGGAAACUGGUUUUAGUGCUUCCUUUUUGAUAAGCCGGGAAUGAGCAAUAACUGUGAGGAGGAAAUUGCAAUUCCUUUCCGAGUGAUCCAUUUGCAUCUAAAACUAGGGAAGUUCCUUGCCACUUGAAGCACUUGAGGAGAGUAUCUCACUGUGGUAAUUUUGAUUCUGUUAUCACCAGAAUUUAAGAAGAAAGCAUACAAAUGUUUUGCAAUACCAUGGGUUUUUAUUAAGUAGCCGGAUUUGUAUCUCAGUGUGGAAGUAUGCAGUUUAUUAUACAGGUUGUUACUGUCCCCAGGCAAAGAUGUUUCUGUAGUUAUAGGUGUAUAGAUAUUUUUGUUGUGAAAAUGAUUAUUUGAAAAACAAAUCUACUUUUCUUAAGACAUUCUUUAUAGAGAUGAUGUCACCACUUAAUUUAUCUGGUAAAAAUCAAAUGUAUCUGUGGUAGGGGUAGGGAUCUUUAAAACUGAUACAGGUGGCUAUGUAUACAACCUAUUUAUAUAAAUACUUUAAGUAUCUGUCAAAAUAAUAAUAAAACAUGGAUUACAAAUAUGUAAAAGGGAAGAAUCCUGAAGAACUCCUUUUUUUUUUUUCCUUGGUUGGACCAAGUAACAAUGUCUGAGGAAGGUCAGGGACCUGAUCCUGCCGACGCACACUUAAGGGCAUUGGUUCCACUGGCUGGUGGCCUGUAUCUGCUGAAGUGGUGUGCAGGUGGUGGUGGGAUUGGAGCUUAACAGUGACAGAGGGCGUUGACCUGUGUUUUAAAAACUCAUUCUAGAACUUGUUCAGUAAUGCACUUGUUUAGUGUUCUUCUGGUAAAGAUAUGAGGUGUCUUUAUGCUCAUUUGGGUGGGUGGGAGCUUACACAGUGUGAUGCUGUCCAGUUCUUUAACACGAGCUUAAAUUUUAAUGAUGUUACUUUACAUAUGUAAAAAAGUAUUACUGUUGGAAAAGCUGCUGUUUGCUCAAACUGUCAUUAAGUAUUUCCCGUGAAGUUGUGCCAACUCUCAAAGCACCCGAGUCGAUUUCAACGUUAGCCAUUUAAAAACGAGACGUGACCGAAUCAAACCCCAGCAGAAGCAAAGCCAUAGACACAAGGAACACCGUGGGGUUCCUGCCCACCCUGCCACGUACAAGGAAACGUGAGAAUGUCUGACCCCAAACUUCCAAGCCAAUGAAUGGUAACACUGGAAGUAGCCCCCCAGUUGGCACAGCCCAUCUUCUCAAUGUUCAUGAGUAGUUAAUCUGUUUUAAAUAGAUUCUAGUAAGGAAAGCUGUUUAAUCUUUAAUGUCUUAAAUUACAGUUAUAUUUAGGGUGAAGCAGUAGAAAAAUCAUUAUGAAAUACAAUAUGAAGGGGUUUGUUCCAUUUCUUUUUUUGCUGUAUGAAGGAUAAUUGUUCUGUCUACCUUACUUUUGGGAGUAAUAACAGCUUUUUUGCACUAUGUAAAUACUAGUGGGGAUUCUUCCAUAACUAAUAAAUGAUUGUAGAAAUUUA